This is a messenger RNA of Papilio xuthus (Asian swallowtail), 801 nucleotides long. RefSeq names its product calexcitin-2-like. Bases 2 to 619 code for a protein of 205 amino acids. Gene Ontology annotation, molecular function: calcium ion binding. Lineage: Eukaryota; Metazoa; Arthropoda; Insecta; Lepidoptera; Papilionidae. The transcript has a single exon. The record is from RefSeq and is a predicted model, not a curated record.
AAUGAACUCUCUAUAUAAGCGCCGGAGUCUGCGCACAGAAACAAGUAGUCAUCAGCCAGCAGUCACAAUGGUGUCCGACUUCAGAAAGAAGAAGCUAUUGCAUUUGUUCAACAAGUUCUUUGACAGAGAUGGCAGUGGCUCUGUAGAUAAGAAGGACUUCGAGCAGGCGGCGGAGAACAUUUCCAAGUUGAGAGGAUGGAAACAGGGCGACGCUAAAUACAAGGAGACAUUAGAUACCUUGCUGAAGGUGUGGGACGGUCUACAAAGUGUAGCGGACGCGAAUAAAGACGGCGAGGUGACUGCUGACGAGUGGGUGUCGAUGUGGGAGGCGUACGCCAAGAACCCGUCGUCGGCGUACGACUGGCAGAACCAGUACUGCAAGUUUAUCUUCCAGUUGGAGGAUGCCAGCAAUGACGGUGCUAUCGACAGCGAGGAGUUCUCCACAGUCUACGCUUCGUUUGGUCUGAACAAGGACGAGGCCGUGGCUGCCUUCCAAAAGAUGGCCAAAGGUAAGGCGAAUGUCUCCUGGCCCGAAUUCCAAGAAUUAUGGAAAGAGUAUUUCGUUACCGAAGACCCGAACGCUCCAGGAAAUUUCAUCUUCGGCAGAUCUAGUUUUUAAAUAUUGUUGUUGAAACAACACGUUUUCUUCGUGUUAACAAAAAGACUUUAGUUAAUUUUAUUUAAAUCUUAACAGUAGUAAAACUUAAGAAUUUGAAUUAUUCUCAUUAAUUGUUAACUUAAACGAAAUUUUCUGUGUCAUUUUUGAAUUGUCGAUAAAUAAAAAGAUGUGCUUUUAAAAAA